Drosophila guanche is the source of this 2786-nucleotide messenger RNA. Its product is annotated as ATP-binding cassette sub-family G member 4. The transcript has 7 exons. Gene Ontology annotation, molecular function: ABC-type transporter activity; ATP binding; ATP hydrolysis activity. The record is from RefSeq and is a predicted model, not a curated record. Lineage: Eukaryota; Metazoa; Arthropoda; Insecta; Diptera; Drosophilidae. Bases 1 to 2388 code for a protein of 795 amino acids. Gene Ontology annotation, cellular component: plasma membrane.
AUGUCCAGCUGGAGUUUGGCCAGUGCCGUCUCCCCGAAUGUAACAGGAUCUGACGUCAUCCGGCUAAGCAGCCUCAACUCGCGCUCCGAUUCAAACCUGACAGCACCAUCCCGUCCAACGACCCCUGUGCCUGCCAAGAAGUUGGCCUCCAAGCGUCCCCCACAUCUGACGUUGCACAUUCGACCCACAGCUGCUGCCCCGCCCCAGUCCCACGAUGCGCCGUUGGCCGAAACCGAGAACAGUGCUCUGUCGGACGGGGGCCCAUCCAUCUACGGCACGCCUCUGGGUGCGACGCCUGCCAGCAGCACUAGCCAUCGCAGCAACAGCAGCACGAGCGGGUCCAUAUUCCCCCACGAACAGUAUAAAGCCAUCAAGAAGAUCAAUAUUGGCUUUGAGAACGUUCUCUACAGCACCAAGUUUGGUGUCUUCAAGAGGGAAAUCAAAGACGUGCUCGUGGGUCCGACGGGUUACUUCAAGUCUGGUGAGCUGAGUGCCAUCAUUGGACCCUCUGGUGCUGGCAAGAGCACGCUGCUUAACGUACUCUCAGGCUACACAACCUCUGGCUACACGGGAGACUUUCGCAUCAAUGGCAAUCGGAGGGAUCUGAAGGCGUUCAAGCAAAAUGUGGCGUUCAUCAGGCAGGACACGAGUCUGCAGGCAUUUCUAAGUGUCAAGGAGGCCAUGCACUUUGCGGCAAACCUCAAGAUUGGCACACACAUGACGGAUGGCGAGAAGCGAGAGCGGGUGAAGUGCAUUCUGGAGGCCAUUGGGAUGUAUGAGAAUCGCCACACAAUGACAGGCCAUCUGAGCGGAGGACAAAAGAAGCGUCUGGCUAUUGCUUUAGAGCUAGUGAACAAUCCACCUGUGCUAAUACUAGACGAACCAACCACCGGCUUGGACAGCUUUACCUCAAAUCAGCUGAUUAAUCUGCUGAAGAAACUAGCCAUCGAGGGACGCACUGUCAUCUGUACCAUACACCAGCCGACAGCGCUGACCUUUGCCAUGUUCGACUAUCUGUAUGCCAUUGCCGAGGGAAAGUGCAUCUACGCGGGCGGCUCACAGAACCUUCUACCCUUCCUGGGUGCCCUCAAUUUGCAUUGCCCGGAGUAUUACAAUCCAGCGGACUACUUAAUGGAGAUAGCAACGCAUGACUAUGAUACGGAAGAUGAGAAUCAGGUGGACAAGCUUGUGGCGCUCAUAGACAAUGGACGGAAUGAGGAUUACAGACAGAACAAAACCGCACGAGUUGCUCAAUUGGCGGCCAUGAAAAGUGUUGAUCAACAAAUGGCAGCUGGACUGAUCACACCCGUCACAGCACCCAUAAUGUCAACCUCUGGCAGUCCCGCACACUACCAACACCAACAGUCGCACAGCUUUAGGCCACUGACGCCUAUAAAGGAGCUCUCCUCGCGAGUCUGGGAUGGCCAAACGCCGGGCAUUGGCAGCGGCGAUGUCGGCAACAAGUCAAAGCCAAAGAAAAACAAAAAGAAGAAGAAGCCAGCGCUAGAGCUAGAUCCAAGCCAUCUUUGCAAUCGUGAUAAUAUCUAUGCGACGCCCUUCUAUCGACAGCUCAGCAUACUGCUGCUGAGAGCCUUCCUGCUCAUUUGGCGCGACAGUUCGUUAACCACGAUGCGGUUUGGGAUACACCUGAUCACCGGCCUGCUGAUAGGAAUUUUGUAUUUCGGAAUCGGCAAUGAUGCCGCACACACGCUGAACAUCUUUCGUUAUGUGUUCUACUCGAUUAUGUUUGUCAUGUACUGCGCCUUCUCCGGAAUACUCGUUAAAUUUCCCUUGGAGUUCCCGAUUGUGUCGAGGGAACACUUUAACCGAUGGUACUCCCUGCGUGCCUACUACGUGGCCAUUACUGUGGCCGAUCUACCCAUACAGAUCAUAUGCAGCGCAUUGUUCAUAGUGCCCACAUAUCUGAUGACCCAUCAGCCUAUGGAGUUGUGGAGGUUUGGUAUGUUCUUCCUGAUUGUGUUCCUCACAGCUCUGGUGGCGCAGAGCAUUGGACUGGCGGUGGGCGCUGCGUUGAGCCUGAAAAUGGGCUCCAUUCUGGGACCGUUCUUCAUUUGUCCCUUCCUUCAGUUCAGCGGCUUCUUCUUGAUGGAGAAGGAUGCUCCCAGCUACAUGCGCUGGAUGUUCGACAUAUCGUUUCUUAAAUACAGUCUGGAUGGAGCUAUGAUGGCCAUUUUCGGGUACGGUCGAGAGCGUCUCGACUGCCAGGAGAUGUACUGCCACAUGACGCGUCCCAAAUAUAUACUCAAGAACUUGGACAUGGCCGAGGCCAACUACAAGUUAGCCAUAAUAUUUCUGCUCUGCCUGUUUGUCUUCCUUCGCAUCAUUGCCUUCUACAUUAUGUCGUUUCGACUCCGACUGUUCAGAUGAGAAGCUUGCAGAAGAGGAUGGAAACCUCCUCCUGACACAUUCCGAUGACAGAUUGAAACUGGAUUUCAAUUAAUGGUUUCUUUUAAAGCAUUUAUUUGAAAGGAACUUUUGUGCCAAAGAUUGAAGAAGUCUAGAGUAGAUCGUAAGGAAAUCGUGAUACAUUUUACUGAAAAUAACGCAACCUCCUCCCAUACACCCAUGCCCAUACAAAUAUACAUUACAGAGAUCAAUACUGUCUGUAUAUACGUAUACAAUUUUUAUGACAUAUGUAUAGUGUACACACAAUUGUAUUUUUGUAUUGUAUUGUGAACGAUUUAUUGACUAGUUUUAAUGUGAGUCUGAUUUUCAGACCUUAUUAAAAUACUUUCUGAAGAAAAUGUAGAUUUUCAAUUUUAUAA